UCACCGCCUUCCCCCCCUCCUCGGCGGCGGCUCCGGGGUAUGAGCGGGAGCCGCCACCCGCGCUGAGAGGCGGGAGGUCGCUCCGCGCCGCGCCCGGCUCUUGUCAGUGAGGGAGCGCGGGCAGCGGCUCCGAGCCCGCCAUGCCCCGCGCGGCCACCGCCGCUCUCCUCCUGCCGCCGCUGCUGCUGCUGCUGCUGCUGGGGGGGGCGAGCCGCGCCGCCGCCCGCUGCCCCGCUCCCUGCCGCUGCGCCGGCCACCUCGUCGCCUGCAGCCGCCUGGAGCUGAGCCGGCUGCCCGAGCGGCUGCCGCGGGGAGCGGUGCAGCUGGACUUAAGUCACAACAAAUUAUCUUCAAUCAAGACCAGUCUUUUGGAUCACCUUCAUAGUCUUCAGGAAGUGAAGUUGAACAACAAUGAACUGGAGAUCAUUCCAGAUCUGGGACCAGUCUCUGCGAAUAUAACUCUUUUGUCUUUGACCAGUAACAAGAUUGCCAACAUAUUGUCUGAACAUCUGAAGCCAUUUCAGAGUCUAGAAACUUUGGACUUGAGCAACAACAACAUAUCAGAGCUAAAAAUAUCAUCAUUUCCAUCGUUACAGCUCAAGUAUCUGUACAUUAACAGUAACCGAAUAACCUCCAUGGAGCCUGGUACUUUUGACAAUUUGUCUACCACACUUCAAGUAUUGAAACUGAACAGGAACAAAAUUUCAGCAAUCCCUCAAAAGAUGUUUAAACUCUCCCAUCUGCAGCACCUGGAGCUGAAUCGCAACAAAAUUAAAAAAAUAGAUGGGCUUACUUUCCAAGGACUUCCAGCUUUGAAAUCAUUAAAACUGCAGAGAAAUGGCGUUACUAGGCUCAUGGAUGGCGCUUUCUGGGGAUUGACCAACAUGGAAGUCUUGCAGCUGGACCAUAACAACUUAACAGAGGUAACGAAAGGCUGGCUUUAUGGCUUGCUGAUGCUGCAGCAACUCCAUCUCAGCCAAAAUGCCAUCAACAGGAUCAGUCCUGAUGCCUGGGAAUUUUGCCAAAAACUCAGUGAGCUAGAUUUGACGUUCAAUCACUUAGCAAGGUUAGAUGAUUCAAGCUUUGUUGGUUUAAGCGUGCUUGUUGGACUGUACAUUGGAAACAACAAAGUAAAUUACAUUGCUGAUUGUGCCUUCCGGGGACUUUCCAGUCUACAGACUCUGGAUCUGAAAAACAAUGAAAUAUCAUGGACUAUUGAAGAUAUGAAUGGUGCCUUCUCUGGCCUAGAUAAACUUAGGAAGCUGAUACUCCAAGGAAACAGGAUUCGAUCCAUUACAAAGAAAGCAUUUUCUGGUUUGGAUGCACUUGAACACUUAGAUCUAAGUAACAAUGCAAUUAUGUCAGUUCAAGGAAAUGCAUUUUCACAAAUGAAGAAACUCAAAGAAUUGCAUUUAAACACAUCGAGUCUCUUGUGUGACUGCCAGUUAAAAUGGCUACCACAGUGGAUGUCAGAGAACAACUUUCAGAGCUUUGUAAAUGCCAGUUGUGCCCAUCCUCAGCUGCUAAAAGGGAGAAGUAUUUUUGCUGUCAGCCUGGAUGGAUUUGUCUGUGAUGAUUUUCCUAAACCACAGAUCACUGUCCAGCCAGAAACCCAGUCAGCAAUCAAAGGCUCCAAUUUGAGUUUUGUAUGUUCGGCAGCCAGCAGCAGUGAUUCCCCAAUGACUUUUGCAUGGAAGAAAGACAAUGAAUUACUGCAGGAUGCUGAAAUGGAGAAUUAUGCACACCUCCGGGCACAGGGCGGUGAAGUGAUGGAGUACACUACCAUCCUUCGGCUGCGCAAUGUUGAAUUCAGUAAUGAAGGGAAAUACCAGUGUGUUAUUUCAAAUCAUUUUGGUUCAUCCUACUCUGUCAAAGCCAAACUUACAGUAAACAUGCUGCCUUCAUUUACAAAGAUCCCCAUGGAUUUAACCAUUCGUGCUGGGGCAAUGGCACGUUUGGAAUGUGCUGCAGUUGGGCAUCCCGUCCCACAGAUUGCUUGGCAGAAAGAUGGUGGAACAGAUUUUCCUGCAGCGCGCAAGAGGCGCAUGCAUGUCAUGCCUGAAGAUGACGUAUUCUUUAUUGUUGACGUAAAGAUCGAGGAUACAGGCGUUUAUAGCUGUACAGCUCAAAACACUGCUGGAAGCAUUUCAGCUAACGCAACGUUAACAGUACUAGAAACACCAUCAUUUUUGCGGCCUUUGCUGGAUCGAACUGUAACAAAAGGUGAAACUGCAGUCUUGCAGUGUAUUGCUGGUGGUAGCCCUCCGCCCCGACUGAACUGGACUAAGGAUGACAGCCCUCUCGUGGUAACGGAAAGGCAUUUCUUUGCUGCAGGCAAUCAGUUACUAAUUAUUGUGGAUACAGAUGUAGAAGAUGCUGGGAAAUACACUUGUGAAAUGUCUAAUACGCUUGGAACGGAGCGAGGCAACAUCCGCCUUAAUGUAAUUCCUACUCCCACCUGUGAUUCUCCUCAAAACAUUGCCCCAUCACUUGAUGAUGAUGGAUGGGCCACAGUUGGCAUUGUGAUCAUAGCUGUGGUUUGCUGUGUGGUGGGCACUUCCUUGGUGUGGGUGGUCAUCAUCUACCACACCAGAAGGAGAAAUGAAGAUUGCAGCAUCACAAAUACAGAUGAAACAAAUUUGCCUGCUGACAUUCCAAGUUACCUGUCAUCCCAGGGGACACUGGCUGAAAGGCAGGACGGAUAUGGUUCAUCUGAAAACGGCAGUCAUCAUCAGUUCCUCACAUCUUCUGUGGGAGGGUAUUUCUUGCAGCAGAGGGACGGUAAUGGAAUUUGCCAUCUAGAUAACGGCAGUGAAGCAGACUUGGAGGGUGUUGCAGAUCCUUUCCUAUGCCACUAUCUGGGGACUUCAGGGACUUUGUAUUUAAAAGGAAACACAUAUGGCCCUGAGGCCUUUGAAGCAUACAGUACAAGUUGCAGCCCUGACCAAAGAACAGCAUGCCUGGACCCUUACGAAUCUGGAUAUUUAAAGAAAAAGGAAUGCUAUCAAUACUCACCUCCACUGGAAGAUCCCUUUGACCAGUGUGUUGGCAUUAUUGGGAUGCAGGCUGCAAGUAGCAAAUUGAUUAACUCCGUUUAUACUCAAAAUGAAGGAACUGCACUAAAAAGCAAAAGUCUGAACUCAGACACAUUUGAUUUAAACAGAAGUUUGGAACCCUCAUCUAUUAUCAGUAACAGCACUUUCAUGGGAACAUUUGGAAAGCCUUUAUGGAGGUCUCAGCUGGACUCUCUUUCAAGUUGUAGACAGCCAGCAAAUUGCCAGCCAAAAACCUCCCGUAAUAAUCCUCAUGCCUCGCUGGACUUUGAUGCAGAGGCAGACGAAGAUGGAAAGGAAAGGACAGUUUCUAGAGGAGAAAAUAGCAUUUAUGCUUACAAACAGUCCUUUGAAAACUUUAGGACUUCUACUUUCCCAUCCUGUGAUUUGGAUACAUAGCUCCUUUUGGACCUACCAUUGAUUUCUGGAACCAAAGAAAUACUUUGACAUACUACUACCUCAGUGUGGAAUUUUAUUUAAAAAGGGAAUAAGGAAAGGAAGAAGGGAAGAAAGAAACCAUGUGAUGCUAUGAAUUCAGAACAAAUAAAUGCAUUUUUAUUCAAAUAAAGCAUAAUUACCAAAAUGCUCUACGUUUUAUACAGGGAAAACAUUCCUUAUAAAAAUACUAUAUUUCUAAUUAUUUUAUAGCUUUGUUUUAUGCAAAUAAUAUCUUUUGUAAAUUAACGGUGUAAAUAAUACAGCAUAUGUAUUUCUAUGUCAGACUUCCAUUUUAUUGAAAUGAGUAGUAAGCAUUCUAAUUUUGUACUGUUACUUGUACCUUUUUACAAAUGGAAACUUCAUGCUGUUUGCAGGUAUCAUGCAUCUUAUUUGCACAUUACUUUUAAUAAAAUAUGCUGCCAUGUGGUCUCUGACCCACAUUAGUGUAUGAAGAAUGAAAAGUGUGAAUUAUGUCUGUAGAUAGUGUUGCAUAUGUAGGUGCUUUCCGUUGCAUGUUUGCACCUUUAUUUGACUUGUAUCUUUAGAUUUACUGUGUUAAAUCCUAUGUUCAGCUUCUAGAAGUGGGUGUGGUCCUGCCACAGCUACUGGUAGGGUGGGUUGAAGCUAUUUGUGCCAAAAUAAGUAUGCAAAUCUUCCACUUUGUGAAUUCCCAUUAUCAGAUGUGUGUGCACACGUUCUCAGUCUUCAUGCACACAGGGCUGUAGUGCCAACAGUCUGCCCAUGCCUGUGUGCAAAUAGCGUACAUACAUUUGGUGGAGGAUAUGCACAAGAGAUGCACAAAUCCCUGUCAAGCUAUUUAGUAAAAGAAGAAAAAAGGCACUGGAUAUCUGCCUGGUAGCAUCACUCUUUUCUGAGUGGCUUGGUGCUAAGUGUUUGCCAAAUAUGCAGUGCAUGCCCCAGUCUUUGCUUUCCCAUACCCUUUCUCCCUCUUUUUUGCUUCUGCAACCCCUUCCAUGCCCGACAUGAGAAGGUAAUCCAAGUACAAGAUAAUGUUUUCUUUGGUUGAACUCAUGCGUCUGUUCCUUACUCGGCUGCCCUUUUGUGGUUAUAGAUGAGAUCUGUGCUUUAUUCAGUUGCUCAGUCAAGUUCAGCAAUUGUGAAUUCUUGCUGGAUUAAAUUUAUGGUAAUGUACCCAAUGCCUUUAACUAUACGAAGUCGGGAAAAGAGGAUUGCUUACUAUAAAAUGGUAAU
Molecule: messenger RNA, 4703 nt
Organism: Aquila chrysaetos chrysaetos
Lineage: Eukaryota; Metazoa; Chordata; Aves; Accipitriformes; Accipitridae
Gene: LRIG3
Product: leucine rich repeats and immunoglobulin like domains 3
Exons: 19
Coding region: 141-3452 (1103 amino acids)
Molecular function (GO): protein binding
Source: RefSeq, a predicted model, not a curated record